Molecule: messenger RNA, 3315 nt
Organism: Lytechinus pictus (painted urchin)
Lineage: Eukaryota; Metazoa; Echinodermata; Echinoidea; Temnopleuroida; Toxopneustidae
Product: prefoldin subunit 1-like
Exons: 4
Coding region: 48-416 (122 amino acids)
Biological process (GO): protein folding
Cellular component (GO): cytoplasm; prefoldin complex
Molecular function (GO): protein folding chaperone
Source: RefSeq, a predicted model, not a curated record
GUCGUAAUUGAACAGGAAUUGGCUGUAGAAGAGUACAAAUUGCAAUCAUGGCUGUCGAUCUUGAGUUGAAAAAGGCAUUCCAGGAGCAGCAGAUCCGUAUGAUCGAGACGACGCAGCAGCUUAAGAUAGCUGACAUGCAAGUUGAACAACUGAAGAGAAAACAGCAGCAUUGCAGACUGACUGCUGCAGAACUGGCUGCUCUUCCUGGAGAAACUAGGGUCUUUGAAGGAGUAGGAAGGAUGUUUCUACUGCAAGAUAUGGAGGGCAUUCAAACUGUACUUGCAGACAGAGUAACUGAAGCAGAGAAACAAAUACAGAAAGUGCAGAGUAACAAGACAUACCUUGAACGCUCGUUGAAGGACAGUGAAAGCAACCUCAGGGAACUAGUGGCAUCGAAGAGAGCAGCAAAACCGUGACGUCAUGCCCAUCUUCUGGUAGAUCCUGUACUAUAGUCAUUUGUAUAUAUACAUGUAGUACUAGACAUAAAUCGUGAUGCUGUGUUUUUUUAUUUACGAUAUUUUUCAAGGAUGGAGUCCAGGGACCUGUUUCAUAAAGGCAUACAGUAAGGGUAACUUAGCUAUUAUGGUGACCACCAUAGCACCAUGUACAGGUGUUAUGGCUUGAUGGAUAAGUCUCUGGACUUUGAACCACAAGGUCCAGGGUUCGAAUCCCACCUCAUCACCCUCGUCCUUUGGCAUGGCGUUUAUCUACAUUUGCCACUCUCCACCCAGGUGUAGUAAAUUGGUACCUGAUGGGAAGAAAUUCCAUGAAUGCUCAAGUGUCCACUCAGAGAAACUGUGCUAAAGCCAGAAUGAUAGUAUGCAGUGCAAUAUAGAGGUUGCAUAAUUAUUAUUAUUACCAGAGCUCAGCAGCCAAUCACGAUUAAUGCUACUAUGAUAGUUGCCAUGAUGACUGUAAGACUGUAUGAAACAGGGCCCAAACUGGGAGUCCUGAAUCAUAACAUCUCUUGAUAUCAGGGCCCCGUCUUACAAAGAGUUACGAUUGAUCCAAUCAAACGUAACUCUAUGGAAAUCCAUCAGUGUCAUAUUUUUCCAUAGGAGAUUGGCACAAUGUCCUUUGUAAACAAAGAGAAGCACAAAGAAUAAAAAAAAAACAAGGAAUGCAUGGAUAUACAUGUACAUCAUAGUUAGAAAAUAUUUUGAGUCAACAUGCAUAAUACAUGUUGAUGUUGCUGGCCGUCCAUAGUUGCGAUUGAUCGGAUCAAUCGUAACUCUUUGUAAGACCGGGCCCUGAUCCUCCCAUAUAGAGUACCGAAGUAUGACGUCUUCAAUUUUCCCUUUUUGCAUUUGUGUUUUUGAUACCAUAUUUUGGUAGAGCAUGAUGAAAACCCCCCACAACCCAAAUUUGGUGGGAAUCGAUCCAUGGGGGCCCAAAGAUAUGACCUCAUGAAUACAUAAUUAGCCCCAUUGAAGUCAAUGUAUUAUUGGCCUGGUUCCUAACUUUUAGAACCAGGCCAUUAAAUACACUUACUUCAAUGGGGGUAAUUAUGUAUUCAUGAGGUCAUAUCUUGGGGCCCAAGGACCGAUUCCCACCAUAUUUUGGUAGUGGGUGUAUUACAUCAUGCUCUACCAAAAUAUGGUAUCAAAAACGCUGAAAUGUACAAAACAAAAGUUUUUUGUGACGUCAUCACUUCGGUACUCUAUACAUUGAACACACAACAUGGUCUAAUGCCACAAUGUUGGGCGUAAUGGACUUAGAGCAAGAUACAUUCUGGCUCUGUGCUUAUGUGAUCAUAAUUGGCCAACUACAGUAUGUAUUCUUUUGAAGCCUGAUUUUUCAGGCAAAGAUGGCAUUGUAUAUUGGUUGAUAGUGAGCAGUGGCUCUAGUCGCAGCGAUCUAGAUUUGCUGAUGAUCGAGUCACCUAGAUGGUGCUGGGACUACUGGAAGUUCUUUGGAAAGCUCUUCCAAAAGUGAAACAUUUCAUCACCAGGCUUGGCAGAAUGAUAUGAUUUAAAGCGUACGUCAAUACCUAUUCUCUUGGUUAGGCAGAAGGGUGUUAACCCUCACACAUUGUGUAUUUUGGGUAGCGCGCACUAAAGCUACAGCCCUUAUGCCAGCUGCACUAGUAUUUAAAAUCGCCAUGCAUGUGAACCUACUGUCCUGAUGAUAAAAGGUAAAAAAAAUAAUUUCCUAAUUCUCUCCAAGGCUUAGAGGGAAAGUUCACCCUGAUGAAAAGUUUAUUGUAAAUAUAGCAGAAAAAAAUAAUUUAAAAUCAUUGGUGAAGGUUUUAGCAAAAUCCAUCAAAAAUUUAGAAAGUUAUUACAAUUUUAAUGUUUAGAUUUGUGACAUCAUAUGCGAACAGCUUCUGUAUUUAUUGUGUAGUUAAAAAAAUUAAUGAAAUGGCUUUAAAAAAAAAGGCUUGUAUUUCCAUAAUUUCAUUAAAUAAACGUUUUUUCACCAGUUUCCCACAGAAGCUAACGCAUGGUGAACAAAAGACUUAAUGCAUGGCUGAUCGUCAACAAAACGGAGUGUCAAGUGAGUUUGAACGCUUGCCCGGAGAACCUCUUCAUUUUAUGAAAUUAUUGAAAUUCAAGCCUUAUUUCAAAUAACCAGAACUUUGUUAUUUCUUGACCAUUUUCUGUAAUUGAGGUAUCAAAUUAAAGAGCAGAUAUUGAACUUUUUAAAAAUGUGGGUUUCUUUUUUAAACCCAGAUACAGCCCGCCAAAUGACUUUUUGGUAUCCCCUCUUCAAAUUGUUUUUGCUCAGUCAAGCAUGAAUGAGAAAUAAUGUAAAGUAAUUUCAGAUGAAAGAGGAGAUUCUAAGCUUUACAAUGGUAGGUCAUUUGUCUAUUGUAUUUGUGAUUAAGUUAUGAUAAAUCAUCGAUAAAUCUCGGUUUCGUUUUUUGUGGGACGCACUGUAUAUAUAUUGCAUGUCAACAGACGAAUCAUUUCACACCCGCUCUAGAGAGAAUUUUUUUUGGUCAUUAUAAAAUCAUUAAACAAUUGAAAUUAUUAUUAUAUGACAUAUGGGGCAGCUCGUGGUAUGUGACAUAACAAAUCACAAACUUAAAUUUCUAAUAAUUUUAUUAAUCUUUCAUGGAUUUUUAUCACAUUUUCACCAAUAUUUUUUAAAACUAUCAUUUAGGGUAUUUUCAGAACAAACUUUUCAUCAGAGUGAUCUUCUCCCUUAAAGACUAUUCAUGGUGAUAGAUGUUUGUCUGUUUGCAUGUUGGUAAAAGUACAUUUUAAGAGAAACCAAUGGGAAGUGGCUUUUAUGUUUACAUGUAUUAAGUUGCUUUUAUGGAAUGCAAUAAUUGUGAUAAAAGUAUAGAAGUAUGCGAUAUGAAAAAAAUAU